CAGACUGUCCCAGACAUCACGGAGGGAUGCUGCUUUGGUUGCAGCUCAUGCUGUGUGGAGGGCCUCUGGCUCAAGUUCUGAGCUACCAGCUGGAACUACAGGAGUCGGUGACAGUGCAGGAGGGCCUGUGUGUCCAUGUGCCGUGCAAAUUUUCCUACCCCUGGCUGGCUUUUAUAAGCUCCCACAUGUUUUGGUUCCAGAAAGGGGCAGAUGUAGACCACGAUCCUCCAGUGGCCACAAACAUACCAAGCCAGAAGCUGCAUGAGAGGACCCAGGGCCGGUUCUUCCUCCAUGGGAACCCCCAGGCCCAGGACUGUUCCCUGGACAUCAUAGAAGUCAACAUGGGGGACAGUGGAACUUACUUUUUUCAAAUAGGGAAAUAUUCAUAUCUAGAUAAUAUGCUUUCUCUAAAUGUGACAGCCCUGACUCACACACCUGACAUCCUCAUCCCGAGAACCCUAGAGUCCAGCCACCCCAGGAACCUGACCUGUUCUGUGCCCUGGGCCUGCAAGCAAGGCAUAGCCCCCAUCUUCUCCUGGACAUCAGCUGCCCUCACCUCCCCGGGUCCCAGGACUCACCUCUCCUCGGUGCUCAUCCUCAGCCCCCGGCCGCAGGACCACGGCACCAAUCUAACCUGUCAAGUGUACUUCCCUGCAGCUGAUGUGAUGGUGGGAAAGACCAUCCAGCUCAAUGUCACCUAUGCUCCACAGAACACAGCUAUCAGGAUCUUCCAAGGAAACAGAACAGUGCUGGAGACUCUGCAAAACACCUCAUCCAUUCUCAUCCUGGAGGGCCAGGCUCUGCAACUGCUCUGUGCUGCUGACAGCAACCCCCCUGCGGAGCUGAGCUGGUUCCGGGGGUCCCCCGCCCUGAAUGCCACCCCCAUCUACAGAAAUCCCAUCCUGGACCUGCCUCAAGUAGGGGUUGCGGAGGAAGGAGACUUCACCUGCCGAGCUCAGAACUCGCUGGGCUCCCAGCACGUCUCCCUGCACCUCUCUGUGGUCUACCCCCCGCGGCCGCUCAGCCCCUCCUGCUCCUGGGAGGGCGAGGCGCUGCAGUGCACCUGCUCCUCCCACGCGCGCCCGGCCCCCACCCUGCACUGGCGGCUGGGGGAGGGGCUGCUGGAGCGGAACCACAGCAAUGCCUCCUUGACCGUCACCUCCAGCGCUGAGGGACCCUGGGCCAACAGCUCCCUGAGCCUCCGUGGGCCGCUGGGCUCUGGCCUCAGACUCAGCUGCGAGGCCUGGAAUAUGCACGGGAAACAGAGCGCCGCUGUCCUGCUGCUGCCAGGUAAAUCAGAACCCAGGACUAGUGGGGUCCUGGGAGCAGUUGGGGGAGCUGGCAGCAUGGCCCUGCUUUCUCUUUGCCUUUGCCUCAUCUUCAGAGUGAAGACCCGCAGGAAGAAAGCAGCCCAGCCAGUGCAAAGCAUGGAUAUGAGCCCAGAUGACAGCUCAGACUCUGGGGCACAUCAGGACCAGUCCUGGAUGGACAUCCCUGAAGACCACCCAGCUCCUGCUGGGGCUAGCCCCAUUUCAAGAGAGGAACAGGAGCUUCACUAUGCUUUCCUCCAAUUUCCCAAGCUGAAGCCUCGGGAACAGGAAAGCAUCAACACUGAGUACUCAGAGAUCAAGACACACAAAUGAGGAACUAUUUUUCUCAUAGUUCUGGAGGCUGGAAGUCUGAGAUCAACAUGUCAGCAGAGGUCUCUCUCCUUGGCUUGUAUUUGGUCUUCACCUGGUCUUCCCUCUGUGUGAGUCUGUGUCCUAAUUUCUUCUAAUAAGGACACCAGAUGUACUGGAUUAGGGCCCACCCUUGUGACUUCAUUCUAACUGAAAUUUAAAGACCCUAUCUCCUACAGUCUCAGUCUCAUUCUAAGAUACUGGGGAUUAGGACUUCCAAUGUAUUGUUAAUCUUAUGAUUUUUCAGCCAAUAAUGCUCAGCCUUGACUAUUUUAAAAUUAAUGGUCUUCUUGGCAAUGGUUUGAAACUCCCAGUAUGUGUGGAAAACCACAGGAAUUGUGUUCAAAAGAACUGAACUCAAAUCCAUCUAUGCCAUGGAUUGAGAAAUCAGGGAAGUCAUCCUUAUCCAGCCAGAUGAUCGCAGAAGAUGGAUGAGAGGCUACAAAUAAAACAGAUAAGUCCUGACACAAAUGUUUUUGGGAACUCUGAACACAUGGUAUGUGUCAAGACUUCUGUUAGCUGCUUUAACAGAAAGCUUCUGCUAAUGAUUUCUCUGAAAGCUUGGAGGGGACAAUCCCAGGGGCCACACAACUUUUCCGCCAGGAUCAAGGCAAGGAUGGCUGCCCUUACUACUUCUAUUAAACAGUAUUUUGUAGAUCCUUUCCAGUGCAAUAAAUGCAGGAAAUAGAAAUAAGAGUUAUCCAGAUCAUAAAGUAAGAAGCAAAACAGUCUUGGGAUACCUGGGUGGCUCCAUCAGUUAAGUGGCUGCCUUCAGCUCAGGUCAUGAUCUCCGGGUCCUGGGAUGGAGCCCUGAGUCUGGCUCCCAGCUUUGCAGAGUCUGCUUCUCCCUCUCCCUUUGCCUGCCUCACCUACAUUCCC
This is a messenger RNA of Nyctereutes procyonoides (raccoon dog), 2558 nucleotides long. Its product is annotated as sialic acid-binding Ig-like lectin 5. Gene Ontology annotation, molecular function: sialic acid binding. Gene Ontology annotation, cellular component: plasma membrane. The record is from RefSeq and is a predicted model, not a curated record. Bases 27 to 1643 code for a protein of 538 amino acids. Gene Ontology annotation, biological process: cell adhesion. The transcript is spliced from 9 exons. Lineage: Eukaryota; Metazoa; Chordata; Mammalia; Carnivora; Canidae.